AUUGAAACAUCACCCAGGCACAAGGAACAGCCAAGCACCAAAAGUAUGCUGACGAGCGAAAUUGUGCGCCCUGGCGGUGCUACCAACCUAAUAUUGCGGUUAAUAACAACAUAGGAUGAAAAAGAAGGGCCAGGCUGUGGGCCACGCGCCGAAGGAGGCGGACCCGCUACUUUGCGACGUCUGCGCACUCUCGACUCCGGAGGUCUACUGCGAAGAGGACCACGCUCGUUUGUGCAGUCAAUGUGACAUGACGGUGCACAGCGCAAAUAAAGUGGCCCAGAGGCACACGCGGUACCCGCUGUGCGGCGUUUGCCACCGGACAAAGGCCACGAAGACGAGCAAGACAGCCCAGCAGCAAGGCGUGGACGUGUGCGUAGCGUGCACGUCGACGCUACCCAAGAGCAGCAAGCUGCACAAAAUAACCGGGUCACUGGCGGCGCCGGCGCUGCACUCCGCGCAGGAGCAGACGCAAGCGCAGGGUAGCGGCUCAGCGCUGGACAGCGGGUCAGCACUGGCGGAGGCACCAGGCGGGCCAGGCGCAGGCGGGCGGCAGGCGGCUCAGAAUGUGUGGGUGCAGGACAACACACUGGCGCUGGGAUCCGGGAUCGGGCCGCCUGGCGGCAGCGAAGCGCGGCGUCAGGACGCAGGCCCGGUCCGUGGAGCCCGGCAGAAAGCCACAGGCGCUGAUGUGGCAGGAGGGCGCAGCUCGCAGGGCUCGCCGCAGUCGCAAGAGGCACUGAUGGGUACGGCGGCGGCUGUGGCAGCAGCGGUCGAUGCUGGUGGCAGUGGUGGCGCCGUGGCCGCUGGCGGUAGCGGCAGCCACGGCCAGCUGGGCUUAGUGGCCGCGGCUCAGCACCUGCGGGGUGGCGGCAGCGGCGGGUCGGGCGGCUCCGGCGGCUCCGGCGGCGCUGACACGCCAGACGUGCUGGACGCGCUGUUCAGCAGCUGGGGCGAGGAGGGCGGGCCCACCAUGAUGGAGGAGCAGGAGGCUGCCGCAAACGCGGCGGAGGCUGGCGACCUGGACUUGUCCAUGUGGGCCGACUCGCCUACUGGCAUGGGGCUGGGCUACGGUGCCGGCGGCGUCAUGGUCAUUGGUGGCGGGGCCGCCGCUGCCGGCGAGGAGCCGAGGGGGCCCAAGUCCGGCCAGGCACUUCCCGCGAACAUCGACAUGGCACAGCUGCGCCAGCAGGCACCCAUCCAGCAGAUACAGUGCCAAACAGCGACGCAAUGCGGCGAGCAGCAGCCGGCUGUGAUGGUGCCGCUCGGCGUACUGGGCACGGCGUCCACCUCCAUUGCUGCAUUUGGUGCGCCACAGCGCCAGCAGCAAUCAUCGGUGCAGCCGCUGCCGCAGAUGCAGACGGAGCAAGCGCGCGACGCGGCGCAGUCUCCUCUGCAGCGUGAGCAGCCCCAGUCGAAGAAGGCACGCGUGGAAGAGGCGGCGCAGCAGCGGCGGAGCAAGACCACCUCCCAAGGCCACACGCAGGCCCACGGCGUGAUGCAGGCGCAGGAGUCGAGCUCCGUCGUGAGCCAAGCCCGUGCACCCUCGCAGCCGCCUGCGCAGCAGCGGCAAGCUGUGGAUCAGCACCAGCACGCGGCGGCUCCGCUACAGCAGCAGCAGCAUGACCAUGCAGCAAACCAGGCACAGUCAUCAGUCAACGGCUUGCAUCCGACCGACCCGACCACCGCAAGCGGCUUGCCGGCGGCGCUGUUGCCGGCGGCGCGCGCUGCCGGCACGUUGCACUCCAAGCUGGAGACCGUCGGCGGCGGCCUGGCGUCGCAGUCGCAGUCGCAGCCCCAGCCGCCAGCGUCUGCGGGUAUGGGGCUAGUUCCGCCGCCGGGCGGUGCGGCCGGGGUGGUGCCAUGGCUUAGCAGCCGGCUGCAGUACCCGCCUGGCCUGGGCAGCGAACAGCUGCCGAGCUUGGCAGGGCGCGUGCCCAAGCAGGAGCCGGUCUGGGGUGGCCAGCCCACUGGAAUCGUGGGCGCUGUCGCAGCUUCAGGCAGCAGUAUGCUGCUGCCGCCCAUGGCCGGGUUGCUUGGCCCGUCGUGUCGGCAGAGCUGUGACGGCGGGCCGCAGACCCUGCUCCCCUGCGGCAACGGGGCCUUCAACUCGUCUAACCAGCAGUCGCAGUUCCAGCAAAAGCAACAACAGCAGCAGCAGGCGCAGGCGCAGGCGCAGGCGCAGGCGCAGGCGCAGGCGCAGGCGCAGGCGCAGGCUCAAGGGCAGGCCCAAGCGCAGCAGCAGCGGCAGCAGCAGCAGCAGCCGCAGCAACAACAGUACCAAGCGCUGUCACAGUCGUUUGGCGCUGCGCCCUUCCUGCCCAACAACCGCGCCGACGGCAAAGGCCCACUGAACUCUAUCUACGAGGCCGCGCUACUGGGCGUGGCCGCUGGUGUCGGCCCCUGGCGGCCCGGCGGCUUGCUGCCCCAGGGCCUGCCGCUGGGCGCGGGAGGGCUGCAGCUGCCAGGCGGCCUGGUCGUGCCGCAGCUGCCGGCGCUGCUUACGCCCAUCCAGACCCUGGCGUGGGCCCAGGCGCAAAUGGCACAGCAGCAACAGCAGCAGCAACAACAGGGACUCGGUGGAAUGCAGGCUCCCGGCCUUGCCGGGUUGGCAUCCCAGGUGCAGGCUGCCGCACAGCAGCAGCAACAGCAGCAGCAGCAGCAGUUCGCGCAGCAGUUGAACCAGACAUUUGGAGAGGGCGGAGCGGGUGCCGGCAUGCUGGGUGGCGGCAAUGCACUGGCCGGCCUGCUCGGCUCUGCAGCGCCCGUCCUGCCCAACUUCGCAAUGUCGCUGCCGCAGCUACUGCCCCAGGCAUCCAGCCAGCUCCAGAGCAUGAGCCAGCAGCAGACGCAGCAGCAACAGCAGCUGUCCGCGCUGCAGCAGCAACUGGCACAACAGCAACAGGCGGCGCAACAGCAGCAGCAGCAACCGGACACCAGCACGCUUGGCGCCAUCAUUCAGCCUCCUGCUGCCGUGCAGCAGCCUCCUGCUGCCGUGCCGCAGCCGCAGCCGCACAACAUCAAGCAGGAGCCGUCGAUUUCCAGCGCCCAGGGCGCCAGUAGCCACCUGGGACCGGUGGGACCCGCAGGCGGCGGCCACGGGCACGCCGGUGGCAGCCACACACACAUGCACCUGGCAAACCGGGUCAGCACCAACGGCCGUCGCGCCGCGCCGGCAGCCUCACCUGCGGUGCCGCAGGUUGCGAAUGUGACUGUGCCCCUGCCGCCGCCCCAGGGUGCCCACGCUGCCGCGCCUGCUACACGCAGCGACUGCGCGGGCGCGAACAGCGGGGGCAACGCCACCGGUGGCGGGAUGCCGUCCCAGCAGGGCCACCAUCAACAGCAGCAGCACGUGCAGCGCCCUGCGACCACCACGGUCUCGCACCCCACGCAAUCGCAGCAGUCUGGUGGCCAGACGUUGUCUGGACAGCAUAGGGCCCUUCCCGCUGUGACCUCCGGUAUGUGUGCGCCGCAGCAGCAGUUGCAGCAGGCUUCUUCCGGCGGCCUGCAGAACAUUCAGCAACAGUUGCUGCAGCACCUGAUUCAGCAGUCGCAGCAACAGCAGCAACAGCACCUGCAGCAGCAGCACCAGCAGCAGCUGCAGCAGCAGGCGCGCAUGCUUGGCUUAACUGCGUCGUCUCCAGCUGUGAGCAGUGCUGGUGGUGCAGGAUCCAACCAAGCGCUGCUCUUACAACAACAACAGCAACAACAGCAGCAGCAACAGCAGCAGCAGCAGCAACAACAACUUCAGCAGUUGCUGCUGCAGAGUGCGGGACAGGGACCACGAGCCCAGCAGCAGCUGUUGAUGCAGCUCGCACUUCAGCAGCAGCAACAGCAGCAGCAACAACAACAGCAACAGCAACAACAGCAGCAGCAGGCUGCGAUGGGCCAGCACGCUGCGCAGCUGGUGCAGCAGGGCGGGCUACACAACCUGUCCCCGGAGGCUGUCAGCAGCUUACUGAUGGGACCCAUGGCUCAGUGGGUAAUGGCCAGCAUCCAGCAGCAGAAUAACCAGCAGGCCCAGCAGCAGGCCCAGCAGCAGGCCCAGCAACAGGCCCAGCAGCAGCAGCAGCAGCAGCAGCAGCAGCUGCUGUCCGGCAGUCAAGGUGGCGUGCUCGGCAACGCUGCGGCGGUUGGGAUGUCGGGACUGCCCCUGGGCUCGGGCGGCUGCACCUCGGGAAUGGGCGGCGGUAUGGCAGGGGGCGGCGCCACCAGCGGCGCUGUGGUUGCCAAGGCUGCGACUAGCGCCGUGAAGGCGGGUGGCGGCGUGGCGGCAACUGCUGAGGCAAGCAAGGUCAGCCGCGAGCUAGGGGGAGGAGGUGGCGGUGGGGGCGACCGCGGCACGGGCGGCGGAGGCGGCGGUGGCGGUGGGGGCGAACCGCGAGACCAUGCCGAACGCGAUGAGGCGCUGACGCGGUACCGCCAGAAGCGGAAGACGCGGCACUUCGAGAAGACCAUCCGCUACGCGUCGCGCCAGGUGUUGUCCCACAAGCGGCCGCGCGUCAAGGGCCGCUUCGUCAAGAAUGUUGGCAGCAGCGGCGCCGGCAAGGACGUGGGCGGAGACGGAGUGGGUGGAGGUGGCGGCGGGACCAACGCGGGGCCCUGCCUGGCUGACAUCAUCGGCAUGAGCCCUGCCACCACUCACGAGCCGCGCACCAGCGAGGACCCCGAGGCGGGCGACGAGGCCGAUGACGAGCAGGAGGUGGAGCUGGAGGCAACCGGCGAGCACCAGCGGCCGCACGGCGCCCUGGCGCUGCCGUUGCCCGCCCGCGCCCAGCUGGGCGGCGGCGGCGUCGCGGAGGCCGUGGGCGAGGUGGAGGAGGUGGACGGCGACGGCGAUGUGGACAUGGCGCCCAACCCCGAGGGCGAGGGACCGCAGAUGGCGGAGGCUGAGGGCUGUGUGGGAGGUCGGCUGGGUGCGCAUGAUGGCGACGGUGGCGACGAGGAGGAUGAGGAGGGAGACGCUAUGGAGGUGGAGGUGUGCGGCGGCAAGCCCGGCCCGGGCUGCGACGCUGGCGGCUGCGGCAGCCCACGCGAGGCCUGCAGCGGCGGCACUAAGCCACGCAGCGGCGCCGAUGGCUGCGGCAGCGGCCCACACGGCGUGGGGCCCGGCGCCGACAAGGGCGCAGGCGCCGCCUUCAGUGGCGCCGGUGGCUGUGGCAGUGGUCCACUUGGCGCCAGUGCGGGCGGCGCGGUGGCCAUGGCGUGUGGCACCAGCGUGGGCCGCGGCAGCGGCGGUAAGGUGGCGGGCUUACACCACGGCACCGCGCCUGCCACCGUCGCGGCUGGCGGCUUCACCCUGGGCUCGGACGGCGGGUCCGCCGGCGGCACGCCCGGGGGCCACCACCCAGGCCACCACUACGUGCCGUCGGGCCAUCACCACGUCCGCGGCGAGCACGCGCAGAGCCACCACCAUGUGGCACCUGGCGGCGGAGGCAGCGGUGCAGGAGGCAGCGCCGCGCGGGGCGGCACGGGUGCAGGCGGUCGCAGGGCCGCAUCCGCCAGCGCCGUCGCGGGCGCGACAGCCGCCGCAGCCGGCAUCACUGACCACGCCGAGCAGGACGGCUGCGCUGACGGUGGCGGCGGCGGCGCGGAGGAUCAGCCGCAGCUGGGUCUGGUGGUUGGGCCUGGACUGCUAGGCGACGCGGAAAUGGAUCCGGAGGAGGGCGAGGAGGAGGAGCUGGCGGGCGGCGCAGGCGGCGGCGAGGGCGAGGGCGGCGGCGGGCCCAUGGACAUGGACGCGCAGUUGAGCGGCCCCGAGCCGGCACGGGCGAGGGCGGUGGCAGCGCUAUCUGGCAGUGCGCAUACGCACGCACAGGCUCCUCGCGGCAUCAGUGGAGGCUCCCGCGGCGGUGGCGGUGGCGGCAAGGCCGGCGCGGGCAAGAGCUGUGAGGAGGAGGCGCUGGGCCCCAGCCAUUCCGUGAACAGCCGCCUCAGUGCCGGCAGCGUGCACACGCCCGGCAGGAGGCGCCUGGCAAUGGCGACUGGCGGUGCUGGUGCGGCUGGUGGGACAGCCGCGCAUGACGAUAUGGCGCUAGGGCGCACCGGCGCGCAUUCGCACCAGCAUCAUGCAUACCCGCAUGCCCACAACGGCAAUGGCGGCGGCGCUGCUAAUGGCGGUGGCGGUCGCGGGAACGGCAACGGCAAUGGCGGUGCGAGGGGCGCCGCCGAUGACGCGGACGGCACCGCCAGUACCAACGGUGCCUGCAAGAAUGGCGGUGGCGCAGGCGCUGGCAAAAGCAACGGCAAGAACGGCGGUCGCAACGGAAAUGGAAAUGGACAGCAUGCCAACAAGCCCGCAGCUGCCGCUGCUGCUGCUGCUGCUGCUGCUGCUGCAGCGGCUGCAGUUGCGGUCGCGUCCGCCGCUGCCGCUGCGUCCGCCAGCGCCACCGCUCUUCCCGUGACAGGGAACGGCGAUGUAACAUUGAUGGGCGCCGCGGGCGGCCUGCCCGGGACCACUGGAGAGCAUCCAGUGGCACAGCUGCCCCUGCCGCUGCCGCUGGCGCCGCAGCAGCUGGUGCACGGGCCGGGGCUUGCGGCAGGGCUGUCCAGCCCUGAGCUCGCGGCGGCGGCGGCGGCGGCUGUUGCGGCUGGUGGCUUUGCUGGCCUGAGUGCUGCGGCCGGCCUGGGCAGUCCCAGCACGGCUGCGGGCGCCAUUGGCGGUGCUGGGCCCAGUAUGCAGCGCCGCUCACCGGAAGGCCCGAGGCCCGCCGGCAUCAUAGGCGGCGCUCCCAUGCCGUCGACUGCUUCUUGCGGCGGCGGUGUGAGCCACCUGGGCGCGGGCGGCGGCACAGCAGGCGGCACCGGCGGGGCUGUGGUGGCGGGUCUUGGGGCGGGCCCCAGCGGCGCGGGUGGCGGCUGGGGACGUGGCGGCCGUGGCGCCGGCCACGCACGCGCCAGUGGUCACCGCACCGGCGGCGGCCACGGUGGGGGUUGCGGAGGUGGCGACGCCGGUGCGCGCGCUAGCGCCCAUGGCGGCGGCGGCACGCACCCGCACACCGACCGUGUAGCCGCUGGUCUGGAUGAGCAGGGUGCGGGGCCGCUAGUGCCGGACUGCGCCACGGACGCCGCAGCGCCGUGCUGCCUUUCCGGUGCCACGGAGCAGGGCAGCUGCAUGGAGGACAACCAUACUCUCGUGGAUGCGGAGGAGCGUGGUGGCGGCGCGGGUGAUGGUGACGGCGGCGACUCUGAGUGCUGCUCCGCAGAACCGUUGGUGAGCGGCGCGUCCAACACAGUGCCAAGUGUGGAGGCCUCCACACAUGGCCAGCGAGGUAGGUGCCGCCGCAGCUCACCGCAGCUGUCGGUGCGGAUGUGAGCGGCGUGCAGCGGCUUGCUGGCUUGCAGUGAUUUGAUUUCUGGUGGCGGCAAGCCUUGGGCAAGCCUUUAAGGAACGGAGGAGGGUGGUGGAGGUGAUGAUGAUGAAGAUAACCACAUUAUAGCAGUAGCGCUAUGCUUGUAAUGCGUGAGCCCGGUGCAGCCGGGCGCCGCUUGAGUGAAUACACCUUUGCGGCAGUAAACCCCGUAAACCUGUCCGUUAUUGGCUUGUGCCUUGCUCUCUGGGCUGAUGCGUGUUUGCUUUUGUUUGUUUUUCCUAAGGCGUAGCCACAAUUUGGUUGCUCGCUGCUUUGUUGAUGCUUCAGUGGUCCUGUGCAGCUGUUUGUGGAAACUUGAUGCGAAGCCACAACACUGAUGUCUGUUGAACCUUCUGUUCUGGUCGUGUUUGAUGAUUGUUGUGGCUGGUGUUUAUUUCCUGUCUUUGGAUGCUUUGUUACACGUGAGUCGUAGUAAUUGGCCGUCUGCGGCUGUGAAGUUAAAAAACGGUUAGAUUGAGCACGAAAAGUUGCGUGUUAAAGGCGGCAUUUAUGCUAUUUUGUCCCUGCCUAUGGGGCCGGAGUUUUUACGGUACCGUAUGUGGCCCAAGAAUAACGACAUCGCGUGAAAACAAACAAACUUGGGUAUUCCCCUCUAAUAUAUUGCAAGGGACACAGGGCUCACUGCCUCAUGGUGUCGCCAGCCAGAGGAAGUGCUAAGCGCUGGUGAGGAAGGGUGGGCUCUGCACGGGCCAUGUCGCCCUGUAAAUGUGUAUCCAUGUCGACUGACACCUCGGAUUGGAGCAUGGGGGCAUCAGGCGUUCACCUCCUUCUAACCAAGGUGCCGUGCUGCCCGAUGCGUGGAUACCGGAUUGCCGGUACCCAGUGCCAGCACAAGAGCGGCAAAGUCUUUCCCGGUCGACUGACGUGGCCGAACGGCCCUGCAUCACAAUAACCGUAAUUGCGCCGGCCCCUGUAACCAUGCGAUAUG
Chlamydomonas reinhardtii is the source of this 8298-nucleotide messenger RNA. RefSeq lists its product as uncharacterized. Gene Ontology annotation, molecular function: zinc ion binding; protein binding. The coding region runs from base 116 to 7312 and encodes 2398 amino acids. The transcript is spliced from 14 exons. Lineage: Eukaryota; Viridiplantae; Chlorophyta; Chlorophyceae; Chlamydomonadales; Chlamydomonadaceae. The record is from RefSeq and is a predicted model, not a curated record.